UCGAUGGUGAAGGACGCAAAAGCAAUAAAACAGAGAGUUUCCCUGUCCUUCAAAAUUUGCAUUGGAAAACGGGCGCUGUGGCUUUUGCAGAGCCUCAAGAUUGCUUCUAAAAAGCAACGCCUUAUGGACAGCGAUGAGGACGACGAAGACGAGAAGGCUGACGACAGUAAAGGUUUGAGCCCCGAUCAAGAUGAAGGUUUUGACUCGAACUAUGAUAUGCCGUGCUUUGCAAGUGUCGCAGACGAUUUUACAUACGAGGUCUUGACGCCAGACACUAUCGUUUCCUACAUGAACACAACGAUUGACGACGUAAAUAACGUCAUCGAGCUGUCGAGACCGGUUGCCAGGAUACUCCUUAGUCAUUUCAAAUGGGAUAAAGAAAAGUUACUUGAAAGGUUCUACUGUGGUGAUCAAGAAACGUUGUUCCGCGAGGCACAUUUAGUAAAUCCGAUGUCCCAAACAAGUGCAAGCACGGCACAUAAACGUUCCUCGCGCUCCAAUUCAGUGUCCACAGGCCCCAUCGCGUGCGAUAUCUGCCUAGAAAUGUCUUCUCUGCUAAGCUUCGAAGGUCUUGAAUGCGGUCAUAAAUUCUGCCUACGUUGCUGGAAGGAAUAUUUGACGUCGAAAAUUAUGGACGAACAAAAAGAGAAUAUUGCUUGUCCGGCAGUAAAUUGUGAUAUUUUAGCGAAUGAAACUUUUGUAGGAAGAAUUUUGAGUGAUCAAAUAGUGAAAAGAAAGUAUCAUCAUCUCAUAGCAAAAAGUUUUGUUGUUAAUAACCGUUUAAUAAAAUGGUGUCGAGCACCUGAUUGUAUGAAUGCUGUAAAAGCAAGCUACACGGGACAAAAUGCAGUGACGUGCUUAUGUGGCCACGAAUUUUGCUUUGGUUGCGGAGAGCCCAUUCACGAACCGGUGAACUGUAGUUUGUUGAAAAAAUGGAUGAAAAAGUGCAACGACAAUAGCGAAACGGCGAAUUGGAUAUCUGCGAACACGAAGCAAACGUCGAAGCGAAUCACGGAGUCCCGCGCUUGUGACAAUAGCGAAACGGCGAAUUGGAUAUCUGCGAACACGAAGGAAUGUCCAAAAUGUCAAGUAACGAUCGAGAAAAAUGGUGGAUGUAAUCAUAUGGUGUGUCGUAACAAUAAUUGUAAGGCAGACUUUUGCUGGGUGUGCCUUGGUCCUUGGGAACCUCAUGGAUCGAAUUGGUACAGUUGUAAUCGUUACGACGAGAAAGACUCGCAAAAUGCGAGAGAGGCACAAAACAAAUCCAGAUCGUCUCUCGAAAGAUACCUUUUCUACUGUAAUCGUUAUAUGAACCAUAUUCAAAGCGCAAAGCUGGAAUUUGAGCUCGAUACGAAAGUGAAGUCAAAAAUGAACGAAAUGCAAAAAUUUAACAUGUCUGAGGUAGAGGUUCAAUUUCUUAAGAAAGCUGUCAAAGUUCUUUCCCUGUGUCGUAACACGUUGAAGUAUACCUACGUUUUUGCUUUCUACCUUCGAAAGAAUAACCAGGCCGUGAUAUUUGAGGACAAUCAGAAAGAUCUCGAAAUGGCGACGGAGACGCUCUCGGAGUAUCUGGAGCGCGAUAUCAGUUCGGAAAACCUUAGUUGUAUAAAGCAAAAGGUCCAAGAUAAGUACAGAUAUUGUGAGAUGAGACGAAAUGUCUUGCUGGAUCACGUCAAGGAAGGAUACGAGAGGGACUUUUGGAUUUUCUAAGAUAUCCCCUAACAUAUGCUUGUAUCCUUAUGUGUAUAUAUAAGUAUAUUUAUAUAUAAAUGAGAGAGAAACGCUCGCGAAUCCUGUUGAUUGGCCGCAUUGUGAGUGCAAUCACAAUCGGAUCCUGUACGAAAAACUUGCUAUCGUGCAUAUUUUGUUUUAAAAAAAAACAUGUUUCUUGUCUUGACGAUAGACUUGAAUUGUUCGAAUAGUUUAAUCGUGUCAAUAGUAACCCCCAGCUUGUGCGAGUCUGUUCAUGGAGCGUGCACGAUGUAAAGACUCCUGCGAGCGGUAGCAACCAUUUUCUUUUGUAUCAUAAUAAAAAGAACGAGAACAUUGUUA
Xenia sp. Carnegie-2017 is the source of this 2052-nucleotide messenger RNA. Its product is annotated as E3 ubiquitin-protein ligase arih1-like. The coding region runs from base 4 to 1710 and encodes 568 amino acids. Gene Ontology annotation, cellular component: cytoplasm; ubiquitin ligase complex. NCBI's taxonomy places the organism in Eukaryota, Metazoa, Cnidaria, Anthozoa, Malacalcyonacea, Xeniidae. The transcript is spliced from 19 exons. The record is from RefSeq and is a predicted model, not a curated record. Gene Ontology annotation, molecular function: zinc ion binding; ubiquitin conjugating enzyme binding; ubiquitin protein ligase activity. Gene Ontology annotation, biological process: ubiquitin-dependent protein catabolic process; protein polyubiquitination; positive regulation of proteasomal ubiquitin-dependent protein catabolic process.